Molecule: messenger RNA, 3978 nt
Organism: Notolabrus celidotus (New Zealand spotty)
Lineage: Eukaryota; Metazoa; Chordata; Actinopteri; Labriformes; Labridae
Gene: homeza
Product: homeobox and leucine zipper encoding a
Exons: 3
Coding region: 623-2668 (681 amino acids)
Biological process (GO): regulation of transcription by RNA polymerase II
Cellular component (GO): nucleus
Molecular function (GO): DNA binding; DNA-binding transcription factor activity, RNA polymerase II-specific
Source: RefSeq, a predicted model, not a curated record
UCCAAUCCAUGGCCAGCUCUCCCAGACUGGCACACCCACCCUGCCGUCACUGUGGGAGAGUUGGGCCUUGUGGGCUUCCUGGUCCUCAGCUCCGCCUCGCCUCGAUCUGGCCGGACAGGGAAAGCACUUCUCAGUUUAAGAACAAAAGCAACAACGAAUGGACGGAGGGGGGACGAAGUAACGGCGACUCACCAUCAGACCUAAAUCUCACGGAUUGAGAUAUUUGAGCCGGACUUCGGCAGGACUUAGUCGGGGGACCGAACUCCUACGAAAGGCGACAAACUUGGUCGCCUCUCAUCUUUGUAUCCCGACAAGUAAUCCGUCGAGCUGCUUGAUAAAUAAGACAAGGGUCAAACUGGCAGACAGACGGUAUUGUUUCGCUGCUCUUCCUCUAAACUUCGGCCAUAAAAAGCGGAGUGGCUGAGGGAGGACUCCGACUUUCUAUCCUUUGCUUUCUGCUCAAACGGAUUUCAAGAAGAAAGGCUGAUUCUGGUAAUUUAGGUUUCUGUUUUGGUAGCAGCCUUUGUGAAGAGGAUACACUUCACUCUCCGGGCUGAGAACUUGGGGAAAGGAACAAAAGCCUGACUGGAAAAGGUUCAGAAAACCACUUUUGAUAUCCCUGAUGGCAACCUACAGUGAGCAUAAUAUCAGAAAUGGACUUCUUCUGGGCAUGAAGGAGCCGUUUGAGGGGAAAGAAUGUGAAGAAAAGCUUGAAGCUAAAUGCUCCCCCAAGGAUUUGCACCAUUCUGCCAGCUCAAAUGAAAGUAACGCGAGUGGUGUUGCCAGUUUCACCACCAACCACAACUCUGUUGUGUGCCUGCCUCUUGUAUCAGAGGGGCUAAAAUUGGUGUGGACACAGUCGGAUCAAACCCGUGAACUUGACACAGUCCCAGAGCUUGUCCAAGCUUUUAACUUAUUUCCAUAUCCAUCAUCCCAGGAAAUUAACACCCUCGCCCGGGUAUGUGCCUUGCCACUGGACAAAGUUAAGGUGUGGUUUAUGGUGCAAAGGAUUAAAUACGGUAUCAGCUGGUCCUCAGAGGAGAUAGAGGAGACACAACGAAAGCUGGCCGGGCCUGAUCUUUGUGAUGACUCUGUUGAAAUAAAAGAGGAAGCCAAGUUGAAGGGCAAGAGCAGAAGUUGUGAGGAAUUGGUAAUUGAGGAGAAUGAAAGCGAUGAAGUAGAGAUUGUUACCCCCAGUUUCACUCCUCCAAAAAAGAAACCAAACUCUGAGUCACCAGAUUCCUAUAAACCAGCAAAACCCACUGCCCCAUGUUUCAGUUCCACCCUCCCUCCUCCUCAGGAUUCUUACUUCUACCGCCCACCAGCGGACACACCAGCAAGCACAGCUGAGGAUGCCUCCCUCGAUCUGUCUUUGUCAUCGUCUCAACCGCAUCGCCAUGGGCGCUACAAAAAGACAAAAGUUCAGCUUGCUGCCCUUCGAAAGAGCUUUCUGAGAGAGAACUGGCCUGCAGAGGCAGAGCUUAGGCGUUUGCAGGAAGAAACUGCGCUGAGCCGUAAUGACAUUCGUAAAUGGUUCAGUGACAGCCGCUAUCAGCUUAGGGUUGGCCGAGGGAGCCUGGCGGCAGCCCAAAACCACUCUCAACAGACUGCUAUUGGAAGUAAACAAGAUCAACAAAGUCAACCUCUUUCACUUGUUACCCAAAAGAUUGAUCAACUAAAUGGGGUGAAGGGUCAUGAAGGAGUCCGUAGCAACGGGAUCAGAAAUUCAUAUUUCUUUCAGACCUUUUUGUCAAACAGCCUGGAAGCAUUUGGAGAACGGGUCCUUGAUGCAGAAAGCUAUGUUGUAAUGGAAGAGCUUUCUGGGGAUGGUGACAGUAAAGACAGUAAAGACAGUAAAGACGAGGAACAAAGUGAAGAGGGACCCUUAAAACUGAUCAAGAUCUGCAAGAUUGAGCCAGAUGUUCCUCUGGAGCAAACAGAAAUAUUGAAAUCCUCUCCCUGCUCUACCCCCUCUGGCAGCCCACCACUGACUACGUCACCUAGUAAAUCUCUUUCAAAGAACAUCAGCACAUCAAAGAAGUCAGCCCACUCAGCCAAAGCCAGUCCUUCACAAACGCCUGUUCGCGUAACAGGGGCUUCCUCAUCCGCAUCCUCAUCCCCUGCCCUUACUCCUGCUGGGCGACCAAGAAAAACCAAGGAGCAGUUGGAUAUGUUAAAGCAGUACUUCUUACGCUGCCAGUGGCCCAAGAGCGAAGAUUAUACUGAGCUUGUAAAGCUUACAGGUUUACCCCGUGCAGACGUUAUUCAGUGGUUUGGGGACACACGGUAUGCCGUUAAAAACGGCCAACUUCGCUGGGUGAAGGAGGUCCGCGACCAGUUCUUGGCAGAACUUGCAGUUCAGCAAAGCAGCAGCGGUUCCACCAACGGAUGUGGCUCUGGGACCUCUACUCGGGCUGGGGGUGGCCGUAAACGAAAAUCUCAAACAAAUGGGACAAGCACUGAUUCCCCUGAUAUCCAGCCAUUGUUAGCAUAUUACCUUUCAGCUGGCUCACUUCAUGAAAAAGACCUUGACUCUCUAUGCAAGAAAUCAAGAAUGAGCUACCAGCAAGUGCGAGACUGGUUUGCUGCUCAGGAUGUUACAGAGACUGACCAAGAACCUGCCUCGACUGUUGAACACACUGGAGCCAGACUUGAAAACAUUCAAUAAAGUUGGUGGAAUUGUCCUCACAUCCUUUGCACCCACAAGCAUAGUUAUUAGUUUGGUUGAAAUUGCUUUAAUUGAAGCAGGUUUGUAACAUUCAGUCUUCCCAGUACAAGCCCAAAAUGAGGUUUGUGUUUUUUAUAUAUGCUGCAUUUCCUGCUAAUGGUAAUAUAUUUGGACUUGAAUUAUAAUUGUGCUGCCUGUGUUGCUGUAAAUAGGACAGUAACUUGUACACUGGUUUGCUAUAUUUUUUGAGCUCAUUAUUUUUUUUUUAGAUAUCACAAUUACAUAUAUUUUUAGUAUGUUAUUGUAGAAGUAUAAUUUAAACUGGUUGUACGUUUGGUACCUGACCAUAGCAGAAACUGUGUGCUACUGCUUCAGAAAAUGCCUAUGUUGAUUUAUCUGUUGACUGAUCACUGUGUGUCAUUCCUUAACAGCCAAUAAUUCCUUAUCAUGAAAAGCACACUGGACAUGCACACUUUCAACUGACAUCUUGCACUUGGUUUUUAAGCCUGCUGCCAUUAUUGUCAUUAAAAUCCAGUAAAUUCCUAAAGAACCGUGUCAUUCUUAAUCCUUUAAAACUAAGAACUGUUAUCAUGCCUUUUGUAAACAUUGUGAUACAUUUGCUACUGUUAAAAUCAUAUUUAUUGAGCCACAUUAAGACACUGAUGUAGUUCUUGAUAAAUAUGUCACUUAUCAUUUGCAUUUAAUAGUCAAAUAGUAAAAGGCUAACUUAAUGAAGAAUGCAGCAGUCAUAAACCUGUACAGAUGUAAGAGUUGCCAAUUUCAAUUUGGAUUUCCAUGUAUUGAUUCAGUCAGUAUUUCUAAAACAUAUCUCUGAUGUCUGGUUGAGUUUAGGGUGUAGUUUGGUUGUUUUAUGACGUAGACAAACAAGAUAAUACACCUGAUUGGAUCUACUUAUUGCUAAAGGAAAGGAUUUAAAUCCAAAGGAGAAAAAUAAUCCCCAUUCACUUACAUUACAAGUUAUAGCACAAACAUUUUUACAUUAAAGUUAAGAGUUCAUUAAGAAAUGUCAUUCUUUGACCUACAAUGGGUGAAGUGGGUUUGAACAGAGAUACCGUUUAGUUUGUUAGAAACCUCUUGCAAAAAGUAAAUGACCUCAAUGUUGAGGAAAUGGUGUGCAUCACUACAGUAUGUUUUGACUUCUCUUUGUAAUGAAAAGUUAAUGCAAUGUGAUGCUGUAUAGAAACCUCCAAAUCAUUUAGUGUCUUCCUUUGCAGGCUUCAUUACUGUAUUUUUUCUGUUCUAAUUUGCACAAUUGUGUCACUGGAAACAAGUAAAGGAUUUGCCUCAAU